AUGACUGACGGCGCCGCGACGCAGUACGGAUUCCCGCAGUACGACGCGCCCGCGCGCGCGGCGUCGCGACAGCUCGGGUUCAAGGUUGGGAAAGAACACGAGACGGUGGCGCUGACGCGCGGCCGCGACGGCGCCGACGCGUACGAGGCGAUCGCGAACACGGCGUAUCUGAAGCAAGCCGCGGCGAACGCGAUGAAAUACGGGUGGGAGAAAUCGAAACAAACCCCGGGGGUGCGAAAGUACAUGAAGUAG
Ostreococcus lucimarinus CCE9901 is the source of this 252-nucleotide messenger RNA. RefSeq lists its product with no specific name. The transcript has a single exon. The record is from RefSeq and is a predicted model, not a curated record. The coding region runs from base 1 to 252 and encodes 83 amino acids. NCBI's taxonomy places the organism in Eukaryota, Viridiplantae, Chlorophyta, Mamiellophyceae, Mamiellales, Bathycoccaceae.